Molossus molossus (Pallas's mastiff bat) is the source of this 3547-nucleotide messenger RNA. RefSeq names its product calcium binding protein 39 (gene CAB39). The transcript is spliced from 11 exons. NCBI's taxonomy places the organism in Eukaryota, Metazoa, Chordata, Mammalia, Chiroptera, Molossidae. Gene Ontology annotation, biological process: intracellular signal transduction. Gene Ontology annotation, molecular function: protein serine/threonine kinase activator activity. The record is from RefSeq and is a predicted model, not a curated record. Bases 274 to 1299 code for a protein of 341 amino acids.
GAACAACUCUCUGAAGAGCCACAGAUCUUCAUUUUAGAACACCUACUGUGUGCCAGAAACUGAACUGCAAUGAUGAACAAGAUAAACAGAAUACUCUAUGGUUCUUCAUCGGCAUGACUAAAAGGAAAAUAUUAAAAAUCAUUUCACCUUUUCAGGUAUGUGCUCUGACCAGGAAUCAAACCACCAACGCUUCAGUGCAUAGAAUGACGUUCUCUUCCAAUUGAGGCACUCCAUCAGGUAAAGCAGGCGGAGCGCAGCAAGGCGCCUGUCGCCAUGCCGUUCCCAUUUGGGAAGUCUCACAAGUCUCCAGCGGACAUCGUGAAGAACCUGAAGGAGAGCAUGGCCGUUUUGGAGAAGCAAGACAUUUCUGACAAAAAAGCAGAAAAGGCCACAGAAGAAGUUUCCAAAAAUCUGGUUGCCAUGAAAGAAAUUCUCUAUGGCACCAAUGAAAAAGAGCCGCAGACGGAAGCAGUGGCACAGCUCGCUCAGGAACUGUACAACAGCGGGCUCCUGAGCACCCUGGUAGCAGACCUGCAGCUCAUUGACUUUGAGGGCAAAAAAGAUGUGGCUCAAAUUUUCAACAAUAUUCUCAGAAGACAAAUUGGUACAAGAACUCCUACUGUUGAAUACAUCUGCACCCAACAGAAUAUUUUGUUCAUGUUAUUGAAAGGGUAUGAAUCUCCUGAAAUAGCUCUAAAUUGUGGAAUAAUGUUAAGAGAGUGCAUCAGACAUGAACCACUUGCAAAAAUCAUUUUGUGGUCAGAACAGUUUUAUGAUUUCUUCAGAUAUGUUGAAAUGUCAACUUUUGACAUAGCUUCUGAUGCAUUUGCCACAUUCAAGGAUUUACUUACAAGACAUAAAUUGCUCAGUGCAGAAUUUUUGGAACAGCAUUAUGAUAGAUUCUUCAGUGAAUAUGAGAAGUUACUUCAUUCAGAAAAUUAUGUGACAAAAAGACAGUCACUCAAGCUUCUCGGUGAACUAUUAUUAGACCGACACAACUUCACAAUUAUGACAAAAUACAUCAGUAAACCUGAGAACCUCAAAUUAAUGAUGAACCUGCUACGAGACAAAAGUCGUAACAUCCAGUUUGAGGCCUUUCACGUUUUUAAGGUGUUUGUUGCCAACCCCAACAAGACACAGCCCAUCCUAGACAUCCUCCUCAAGAACCAGACCAAACUCAUAGAGUUCCUCAGCAAGUUCCAGAACGACAGGACCGAGGACGAGCAGUUUAACGACGAGAAGACCUAUUUAGUCAAACAGAUCAGGGACUUGAAGAGACCAGCUCAGCAAGAAGCCUAACUCCCAACAAACACCCGAAAUAUUAAAUCCAAACCCAGCACCUGCUGUUAGCGCGUCAGCAUCAGGCAACUCUCACCGAUCCAUGAGGAGCGCUACGCUAAUCUGCUGUUAAGUGAACGGUUUUUCAUUUUACCUUGUUUUUUUUUUUAGUCCAACUUGGAGAGCAUAGCUGCUGCUUUCUUGCACACUAGAGCACACGUGGACUUUUUCUUGAUCUUUGUGUCAUUCAGAAUUCAGAGACUCUGUUUGCUGUAGGGGUUCUGGACACGGCUAGGUUCCAGAGGGCAAAUGUCGGGGUGACAGUGUGGCGGAGGGUUGGAAGGCGUUGGUAGGGUCAGAUUAAAUCUGCAGGCUUGUGUCUAUCUUUGUUAGAGAUGCAGGUGUGGGCCCUUGGGGAGAGUUGUCUGCCUUCGCUGCAGGGGGACGGCGCAGCACUGUGUUUGAGGUCAGGGACUGGACCCACAGUGUGAGCUUGUGGGUGGAUGAAGUUGACAUGCGAAUGAAUUGAUACUGAAACUUAGCAACUUCUUACAAGUGUGAAGCUUCAUAAGGUCAUAAGGAAAAUGUAUAUACGCUUUUCACAGCUUUCUAGAAUUUUUUGACAUUUGAUUUUCUUGAGAUGUGUAAACCUGGAUAUAUUGGAAGGUGUUUGUUAAUUUCCCUUUCGAAGGUCUUCUCAAACAGUAGAACUAGCAAGGACACCUCGCAUCUCAUUGCAACAAUGCUUACAGGUUUCUUUUGUAUAUAAUUCUUAGAAUGCUCAUUUCUUUUAAAUGAUUUAAUUUGUACAGCAGAGGAAUGUUAUUGUAUUAGUAUGUAACUAUUACCUAAUAUUGAGUUUUUGCAAAAAAAAAGUGAAUGCUCAUAUGUAAUUGAAAUACUUCAGAUCACAUGAAAAUGCUGAUUUAACAUAUAAGUAUCACAGCAUUAAAAGAAAAAAGUAAACCAAUCGUUUGUAUUCAGUUAUCUAGUGGGGUGCCAUCAGUAGGGUACAAUACAGACUUGGGACUCAGCUCCUCUCUCCUGCAUAUUACUGGCCUUAUUCAUCUAAAACGAGUCACGAGCGUGCUGGGUCUGCGAGUGACCCCGAGGGUGCCAGUCAGCGCUGCUGCUCGGGGAGCCUCAGCGAGCACCUUUCCUUAGGUGAGUCGUCAGCACGGCGGUAGUGGAACGGAAUCGCUACGACUUUGGCUUCUCUUAGGAAAAGGAGAGUUCCUAGUCAUAGGUGUCCUGUGGGGAAAUUUAUUUUUUUUAAUGUCCUAUUCCUAAUGCUGCAAAUUAUCAGUAUUUAAAAGGGAACUGAUUUUGCACCACUUUUUGUUACUGUGACCACGGCAGAACAGCGUCUCCUAGGAUAUGUCUGUGUAAAGUUAGAAUGGUUUCUGUUCAUCUUAGUGAUACAAAGAUCACAACUAACACUUGCCAUCAGAGUCUGCCGCUCGGACCCAGCAUGGCUGUGCCUGACACGAUCACCCUUCGCUAGCUCUCCUGCCGAUGGAGCUGUUGCCAGCCUGAGACGGACUCCCCGGGGACCUCAGCAGGUCGCGGGACCUCCUCCUAGGAACACCAGUCAGGAAACUAGCUCCAGAAAACCUAGAUGUAUUUUAUUCUAUUUAAUUCAACAGCAGUCGACAUUAUAGUUGGUUUUCCUGAGGCUGUCUUUACCAAAGCCUGUGUGGAACCAUCCGUGUUUCCCAGCGGGGCAGGGAAAGGGCCAGGCGCCCUGGAGGGAGGGCACCCAGGUGUGAGGGGCAGGCCUGGCCGCGGUGAGACCUGCGCCCGUGUCCAGAGCUGGGCGCCGGGGUCUGGCCGUGAGAGCUGAGCUGUGCCGCGUGCGAGGAAGGUUCCGGCCAAGCUGGGCCCGGACUGGAGACGCCACAGACACCACGUGUUCCUGUCGCAUUGGAAUCUGGACAUAGUUAAAAUUUGGGGGUAGUUUUGGUUUUUUGUCUUUGUUUUUAAACAAAAAUGUGAAAACAUUCAAAGUUGAAAAGUUGCAUUUGAAGUUAUGAUCAUUUAAUAUAUUCAUGUUACCAAAACUCUUAUGCUGGAAGUGUUUCUCUCUGUGUUCUAAAGGUUUGAUUUUACAUAAGUCAGUUACUCCAUGUGAUUUUUAACCCUGAAAAAGGUGGAGAUGUACACACCUGUUACCACCACCAUGAGAGCAUCUCCUUUCUCCUGACGAAAAGGAUUUCUUGUCAGACCAUGGCUGGCCCUGUAAUUUAAAUUAAAAUAAAAUUUUGGAGAA